AUGCCCAGAAUACGCACAACGAGGACGAAGAAGCCCCCAGAAGGCUACGAAGAUAUUGAAAGCAUUCUCGAUGAUUAUGCGAAGAAGAUGAGAGACGCUGAGAACGAGUCUCAUGAGGGCAAACGCAAGGCCGAGUCCCUCUGGCCCAUCAUGCGUAUCUCACAUACACGAUCGCGUUACAUCUAUGAGCUCUAUUAUAAGCGUGAAGCUAUCACGAAAGAACUUUACGACUGGCUUUUAAAGGAGGGAUACGCAGAUGCGAACUUGAUAGCCAAAUGGAAGAAGACAGGUUAUGAAAAGUUGUGCUGCCUCAGAUGUAUCCAGACCAAGGAUAUGAACUACCAAGGCUCUACAUGUAUCUGUCGCGUGCCGAAAGCACAGGUACGGUCAGGUACGGUUGUCGAAUGCGUACAUUGUGGAUGUCGCGGCUGCAGCUCAGACUCCUAG
Suillus fuscotomentosus is the source of this 447-nucleotide messenger RNA. Its product is annotated as G10 protein. The record is from RefSeq and is a predicted model, not a curated record. Gene Ontology annotation, biological process: mRNA splicing, via spliceosome. The coding region runs from base 1 to 447 and encodes 148 amino acids. Gene Ontology annotation, cellular component: nucleus; spliceosomal complex. The transcript is spliced from 5 exons. Lineage: Eukaryota; Fungi; Basidiomycota; Agaricomycetes; Boletales; Suillaceae.